Solanum dulcamara is the source of this 989-nucleotide messenger RNA. RefSeq lists its product as uncharacterized. The record is from RefSeq and is a predicted model, not a curated record. Lineage: Eukaryota; Viridiplantae; Streptophyta; Magnoliopsida; Solanales; Solanaceae. The coding region runs from base 73 to 612 and encodes 179 amino acids. The transcript is spliced from 5 exons.
CUUUUAGUAAACCAAAAUAUUGAAGUGUGUUUUUACCCUUUCAUCUCAGUUGCAGAGUGCCCUUCUGCUCCCAUGGAAGCUUACAACAACGAAGAGUUCGCUGUUGGAUGCGCUUUAUCCAUCAAGACUACUUUAGGUGACGAGUUUGAGGCGCAAGUUAUCGCCUAUGACAAACCCUCCAACAUCCUCGUUCUUCAAGAAGGGGUUUCUGCAUCAGGGCCUAAGAGAGACAUAAGGCUAUUAAAAGCCAACUACAUAAAAGAGUUCAGUUUUCUUGGUCAAAGCCAAGACCCACUUGAUACCAAUAAGUGCUAUCUUGAUCUCAAUAGCCUUCAAGCCAGAGAAGAUUCUGCUAUAAGACAAGCAGAGAUAGAUGCUGAGAGAUUUGGGAUUGGGGUCACCUCUGAAGCUCAGAAUAUAUUUGAUGCUUUAUCUAAAACGUUGCCUGUGCGCUGGGACAAGACUGUGAUAGUUGUGAUGAAUGAGGUGCGUGUUAGCAGUCCAUACCUUCCCGAAUCUGUUGCUGGAGGCACUCCUGCUGCUAAUGAAAGAGUGCGGAAAGUGCUUGAGUUGGAGAGGAAGAGGUUGCAAGCCCGUAAUACUGGACAGUGAGGAUUCCUUUUCAUUGGUCUGAGGUAUUCCUUGCAUCGGUAUCCUGCUGAGGAAACAAAUACCAAAGGCUUUAGUAAAAAUGGUCAUACGAGUAGCAUCCUACUUGAGCGAAGAUGUAUUGUGUCUCUCCACCUGUAAGAGAUUUGUACUUGGAAAAUUUUAGUGACAGGAGUUACUCUAUCCCUCACCCCCAUCCCCAAAGAAAACACAAGAUAUAUUUUUUUUUUCAUUUGCUGGUCACAAUGAGGUAAUUUCAAUGUGCCAUAUUAUGUUUACAAGGUUGAUAACUUAAGAAAUGGUGUCAUUCAAGUAGAAACACAGCUUCGGGGGUGAGGAUGAGAUGAAGUUUUUAUCUAAUCAAAAUUUGUUUUCUUUGA